Lolium rigidum is the source of this 1242-nucleotide messenger RNA. RefSeq names its product FBD-associated F-box protein At5g56370-like. Bases 1 to 1242 code for a protein of 413 amino acids. Gene Ontology annotation, molecular function: protein binding. The transcript is spliced from 3 exons. Lineage: Eukaryota; Viridiplantae; Streptophyta; Magnoliopsida; Poales; Poaceae. The record is from RefSeq and is a predicted model, not a curated record.
AUGAGAGGCGGCGAUCGCUUGGGCGCGCUGCCGGACGAUCUCCUCCUGCGCGUGCUCUCCUUCCUGCCGUCUCGCGAUGCGGUGAAGACGGCCGUGCUCGCCCGCCGCUGGCGCUACCUGUGGAGGUCCACCCCCGCCGUCCGCGUCAACGGAUCAGGCGACGGCUUUCGCCUCUUCGUCAACAGCUUGCUGCUCCACCGUGAUGGCGCCUCCCCGCUACGCUCGUUUGAGAUCAACGCCGACCUGCUGAUAAGCGACGACGACGACGAGUACAGCUAUUUCGACCCUCACGUCGACCUCUGGAUCAGGCACGCUCUGUCGACUUGCCGCGCGCGCUCGCUCACCGUGCGCAUCCCCUUACCUGCCGACCAAGAUAGGUGGUCGCCUAAACCUUUCGCCUCCCCGCACCUGACGACGAUGCGCCUCCAGGGGGUCGAUCUCGACCAUGGCAGCCUCGAUUUCUCCUGCUGCACGAAGCUUCUCCACCUCAGCCUCACUGCCUGCAGCCUCGAUGGCGAUGCCAUCGUGUCGCCCUCGCUGGAGCGCCUCCAUAUCAUGGACUGCGCCUCAGAAUCGCCGAUCAGGAUUUCCACCCCGAGCCUCCGCCAUCUGCAGCUAUCCGGUGACCACGACGGGAUCUGUACUGCACCGUCGUCUCUCGACACCAUGCCUUGCUUAACCAAUGCAACCAUCCAGCUUACUGGCUUCGUCGAGGGCGGCGAUGGUGAUGCCAAUGCCGGCCGCUCUUUGAUUCUCCGUGGAUUAUCGGAAGCCACCAGCCUGGAGCUCAUAGCUACGAGGAGCGAUGGAAGGACAAUCUUCCUAAGGGAUUUGGCAUGGUGCCCUACAUUCCCAAAGUUAAAGACCUUGAUACUUAAUGAGUGGUGUGUGUAUGAUGAUGUAACUGCCAUUGAGUGCCUUCUACGCCACACGCCAAGAUUGGAGAGCCUCAUUCUGCAACUUAAUUUUAAGAACCGCCCUAAACUCCAGGUGGAAGGAGAAGGAAGUGAUAAUACAUCAGAACAGUCUAUUCUUAACUUUGAGCACCUUAAGACAGUGGAGAUCACGAACCAUACACCUUAUUAUUAUGAACGGGUGGUAUAUUUUGACACAAGGAUUGAUGAAGUUUUUAAGCUGUUCAGUGACUUGGGCAUACCUAGCAGUAAGAUCAGUAUCAACUACGAGAAACCUGAAGGUCAGCCAUCUACAUAUCUCAGUUUCUUUCUGCAGUUAUCUAUGUGA